Acytostelium subglobosum LB1 is the source of this 1428-nucleotide messenger RNA. RefSeq lists its product as hypothetical. The record is from RefSeq and is a predicted model, not a curated record. Lineage: Eukaryota; Evosea; Eumycetozoa; Acytosteliales; Acytosteliaceae. The coding region runs from base 1 to 1428 and encodes 475 amino acids. The transcript has a single exon.
AUGCAUGCUGUAACUGGUGACAACUCUAAUGCCUUGCGUAUCCUCAUCGCUCAGACCACACCCGUCACACUUCCCGUAUCCAUCAAGACGCUCAAUCUAUGGGCCAAGAAUCACAACAACAGUAACAUGGAUCAAGGCGUGUGGCGUGAGAUCAUGGCUGGUCUUCUCGAUCUCCGCUGCACUACAGAGCACUUAUCGAGAAAGUUUGACCAUGAUGUCGAAGAGAAUCAGAGCUCAUUGUUAUUGAUUGAGGAGGUCGUUGCUCAUUCCAGAGAUGCGACUCUCUGGAGCAAAUUUCAACAACUGCGCAAGGUGCUCGAUGAACCAAUGGUCAUGGUGUUUGAAGAGUUUGAUCGCAUCAGCUUGAAAGACGGUGCAUUGCAGUCGGACGACCCAACCAAGGCCAUGGAGGACCUGGAACACCACCUUGACUAUCAAGUCAUGUGGUCCACCGACCUUCACUCAUUCAUCGAGAGCACUGUUACACUGGCAAGGCGCGCUGGUUUGGAUGUUGAUGCUAUGAUGGACAAGGUCUCGCGAGUUAUCGAUGCUCUUUCGCCUGCACCAGACUCACAAAGCAGGAAGGAAAUCAUUGAUACCUUGUUGAUGGCUGAGAUCAUUACACAUCAAAUCUCGCUUCUAGAAGAUAUGGAUGAAGUCCAACAGGUUAUGUACGGUGACUUUAUGUACGUCACUGAACACAUUGUACAGUUGAAUCGAUUGGAUCUCAUUGAAUACUUCAUGUACGAGAUUGGCAAUGGCACCAGCGAGCAGUUCUUGGCAAUUGCCAAGCAUGGCUCACUCGAGAUGGUUGUCGCAGCAACAAAAUGCGUCCAUACAACACCCAUCGCCAACUGGAGAUCGGCACUCACGAAUGGACUUGAUGAAGCAGUACGCAGGGAUGAUAAAGAGAGUGAUGACAUUGUCCGUCACCUUGCUGCCCUUGUCAGUGUGGACAGUUUGGAGGACGAGGAAGACAUCAUUGUUGCCUCAUCCUUUGACAAACUUCUGGCCCUCAGCAAGGUACUUGAUCAAGUCAAGCCGGCUGUGAUAAACCUUGAGCAGUAUAAACAACUCUGUUCUUUGGACCCUAGCGGCACCAUUCAUUCCAAACGAUUCAUCCAAGAAUCACUUGACACAGCAAUCCGACUGGGCGACAUCCCACUAAUCGAUCACCUGAUCGGCCUCGUUUCAAAAGAGAAGAAAACGAGUCAUGUCCGUUUGGUUGGCAUGGCAUGGCAAUGUGGACAAUUGGGGGUUGCCAACAAACUGCUCAACAAUCCAACAUCUCGUGCAUCACUGCUGGUGGAUCUUCGAAAUCCAUACUGGAUCGAUAUGAACGAGAGUUGUCCAGUUAGCAUAUUCAUGGAUGGCCUGUUCACUCACAAUGAUGAUGACCAGAUCAGGCAAAUGGCCAAGUCAAUAUAA